Molecule: messenger RNA, 2270 nt
Organism: Anneissia japonica
Lineage: Eukaryota; Metazoa; Echinodermata; Crinoidea; Comatulida; Comatulidae
Product: endoplasmic reticulum chaperone BiP-like
Exons: 6
Coding region: 26-2020 (664 amino acids)
Biological process (GO): protein refolding; endoplasmic reticulum unfolded protein response; cellular response to unfolded protein
Cellular component (GO): endoplasmic reticulum chaperone complex; membrane; nucleus
Molecular function (GO): ATP-dependent protein folding chaperone; heat shock protein binding; ATP hydrolysis activity
Source: RefSeq, a predicted model, not a curated record
UGAUUUUUUUUUUUUUUUUUUUUAGAUGAAGAAAACGCUGUUUUAUUUUUGCCUGUUGGCAUUCAUUCUAAACUGCACGUGGGUACGAGCAGAUGAUGAGGAUGAAGACGAUAAAGAUGAUAAAGAGAAACUGGGAACUGUUAUUGGAAUAGAUUUGGGAACAACAUAUUCUGUAGUUGGUGUAUUCAAGAAUGGACGUGUUGAGAUAAUUGCCAAUGACCAAGGAAACCGAAUCACUCCGUCAUAUGUAGCUUUCACUUCUGAAGGAGAGCGAUUGAUCGGGGAUGCUGCCAAGAACCAGUUGACGACUAACCCAGAGAACACAGUCUUUGAUGUGAAGCGACUGAUUGGACGCGCGUGGAGUGACCGAUCUGUUCAGAAGGAUUUGGAAUACUUUCCCUUCAAAGUAAAAGAGAAGAAUUCCAAGCCGCACAUUGAAGUAGAUGUUGGUAACAAUGUCAGGAAGACCUUUGCUGCUGAAGAGAUUAGUGCCAUGGUGUUGGGCAAGAUGAAGGAGACUGCUGAAGCAUAUCUUGGAAAGACCGUGACCAAUGCUGUGGUGACUGUUCCUGCUUACUUCAAUGAUGCCCAAAGACAAGCCACCAAAGAUGCAGGAGUCAUCGCAGGCCUGAACGUGAUGAGGAUCAUCAAUGAACCAACUGCUGCUGCCAUUGCAUAUGGUCUUGACAAAAAGGAAGGUGAAAAGAACAUUUUGGUAUUUGAUCUUGGCGGUGGUACGUUUGAUGUCUCCAUCCUAACAAUCGAUAAUGGUGUCUUCGAGGUAAUUUCCACAAAUGGCGACACUCAUCUUGGUGGUGAAGAUUUUGAUCAGCGUGUCAUGGAUCAUUUCAUCAAAUUGUACAAGAAAAAGAAGGGCAAGGAUAUUCGCAAGGACAAUCGUGCUGUGCAGAAACUUCGACGUGAAGUAGAGAAGGCAAAGAGAGCUCUUAGUUCCCAACAUCAGGCUAGAGUUGAGAUUGAAUCCUUCUAUGAUGGAGAAGAUUUCUCAGAAGUUCUUACUCGUGCCAGAUUUGAAGAAUUGAACAUGGAUCUUUUUAAAUCAACCAUGAAGCCAGUUAAUCAAGUUCUUGAAGAUUCUGGUUUGAAAAAGAAAGAAAUCCAUGAAAUUGUCUUGGUUGGAGGAUCUACUCGUAUUCCGAAGGUGCAACAGCUGGUUAAAGAAUACUUCGACGGCAAGGAACCCUCAAGAGGAAUCAACCCAGAUGAGGCUGUAGCUUACGGUGCUGCUGUGCAGGCUGGAGUAUUGAGUGGUGAAGAUGAGACCGCUGACCUUGUGCUACUGGAUGUUAACCCACUGACUAUGGGUAUUGAAACUGUUGGUGGUGUCAUGACCAAACUUAUUGGAAGAAACACAGUCAUCCCAACCAAGAAAUCACAAAUCUUCUCCACUGCAGCAGAUAAUCAGCCCACUGUCACAAUCCAGGUUUUUGAAGGUGAAAGACCAAUGACAAAAGACAACCAUCUAUUGGGUAAAUUUGAUUUAAAUGGAAUCCCACCAGCUCCACGUGGUGUACCACAGGUUGAGGUUACAUUCGAAAUUGAUGUCAAUGGUAUUUUGAAGGUAUCUGCCGAAGACAAAGGAACAGGAAGCAAGGAACAAAUCACAAUCAACAACGACCAAAAUAGAUUAUCACCAGAAGAUAUUGAAAGGAUGAUAAAUGAUGCAGAAAAAUAUGCAGAUGAAGAUAAAUUAUUGAAAGAAAAAGUAGAUGCAAGAAAUGAAUUAGAAAGUUAUACAUAUUCUCUAAAAAAUCAAAUUAAUGAUGAGGAAAAAUUAGGAGGAAAAUUAACAGAAGAACAGAAAGAAACAUUAGAAAAAGCAAUUGAAGAGCAAAUUGAAUGGUUAGAUGGUAACCAAGAUGCUGAAAAAGAGGACUUUGAAGCUCAUAAAAAAGUAUUAGAAGAUAUAGCUACACCUAUUAUAAGUAAAUUGUAUGAUGGUGCUGGAGGCGAGGCACCAACAGGUGAUGGAGACGAUGAAGAGCAUGAUGAACUUUGAACAUUUUUAUUAAUUAGGGAAACUAAAUUAUUCUGACCGACUAUGGCAAAACCAGGCACUUUCAUCAAAAAACAAAAACCUUCAAAUAAGCUAAAAUUCCCAUGUAUUGACCAUCUCAAUGCAUGUUUGAAUGAAAAUAUUCAUGAGGAAACCUCACCAUUUACCAAAUUUUCAAUUUUUGAACCAGGUUUUGCCAAUCUCUUAUCUCUAUUAAUUAAUGCUUCAGGGAAUUUUGUAACAAGAUUAACAG